Messenger RNA from Naegleria gruberi, 999 nucleotides. RefSeq lists its product as uncharacterized. Bases 1 to 999 code for a protein of 332 amino acids. Lineage: Eukaryota; Heterolobosea; Eutetramitea; Acrasida; Naegleriidae. The record is from RefSeq and is a predicted model, not a curated record. The transcript has a single exon.
AUGGGCUCCAACACUUCAACGACACUUUCUGAAGCUGGUACAGGUACCUCUUCCAAUUCAUCAUCACUACAAAAUCUUCUUAAUCAUCAUCGAAAAAGUAGUUCUUCUCUUCCUCAAUACGAAGGAAAUCAUUUAAAAAGACAAUCGAGUUAUAAAUCCAAAUCACCUGAUAAUGGAGAAGAAGAUAUUGCAAGGGAAGGAUCUAUUCUAGUGGAUAAACAACCAACUAUAGUGGGAUUUGUUGGAGAAUUAAUUGGAACAGCAACAAACAAUAAGAAAUCAAACCAAUCAAAGAAAGACAAGACAAUUGCUCCUUCUUCUGAGAAUUUGGCAGAUGAUGAAAUCAAACCAAUCUACUCUGCCACUUCCUUCACAAAGGGAAGCGCCUCAGAAAGAGCAAGAAACAAGUCCAAUUCAUCCUCACUGAGAGAGAGUCUCACAUCCAGCACAUCAUCAUCUUCAUCCACACUCUCAUCCUCCAACUCAUUGACCACUAUCAGCUCAUCAACAUAUCCAAUUUCAGGCACCAAAAGCUUUAAAAUUGCACGAAUGAAUUCACUCAGAGGCAAUAUCAUUCUUAAUAACACGCCACAAUCUGGCAACAACUAUCAAGCAUGGAAUACUGACACAAUCUGCUGGGAAGAAUAUAAAAGAAGAACCAUUGCUCAACAACAAAAUCAAAAGAGAAGAAAUGAAGCAAUCACAUCUCUUUCCAUGUCAACACCAGCCACAACAACCACUUACAAUAUUUCUUCACAAGAACAACUAAUGAUGAGAAAUUCUCCUCAAAGAACAAUACCUGUAAAGAGAGGAGUUAAUAACAACACAUCUAUUAAUACCUCACCAAUGACAUUCAAGAGGCAAGCAAUGCAAGUAACAACAAUUACUAAUAGAGUGGGAAUGGAAGUGGAAUCAUCACCAUUGUCAAACUUUUUGAAGAAUUUAUCGGCUGCUCCUUCUGUGGUUACUACUAGUUCUGCUGCUAUGAAUAAUAGGUAG